AUGAGUGGUGUCAAUCUUUCUUUGGCAACUAGUUGGAUUCACCAAAUUAAUUAUAAUAGCCUAGAACAUCUUUCUUUGUCAAAUUGUUUGCUACAAGAUGCAGCAGGAGCUGGCACAAGUAUGACAGAAAUCAAUUCAUCAAGUAAUCAAAUCGACGGAAAUAUUUUUGUGAAUGCCACUAAAAAGUUGAAGCACUUGGAAUUAGCUGGUAAUUCUUUAACAAAAAUUCCACUCAUUAUUGGAAGUCUUAUCCAUCUUGAGUAUCUAGAUAUGUCAAAGAAUUAUAUUACUGGAGGGAUACUUUUGAGUAUGGGCAAUCUUAUUUGCUUGGAGUAUUUAGAUUUGCAUGGUAGUAAUAUUACUGAAGAGAUACCUCUGAGCAUGGGCAAUCUUAUUCACUUGGAGUAUUUAGAUUUGUCUGGGAAUUAUAUUACUGGAGGGAUACCUUUGAGCAUGGGCAAUCUUAUUAGCUUGGAGUUUUUAGAUUUGCAACACAAUCUUAUCACUAGAGAAUUACCUUUGAACAUGGGCAAUCUUGUCCACUUGGAGUAUUUAUAUUUGCAUGAUAAUCAAAUCACUGGAGAGCUACCUUUGAGCAUGGGCAAACUCACUAGCUUAAUACGUAUGGAUGUGUCAAAUAAUGAAUUUUUUGGACGUAUACCAGAUGCUCUCGGCAACCUCACUAGCUUGUUAUUUUUGGAUAUGUCAUCUAAUGAAUUUUAUGGAUGUAUACCAAGUGCUUUGGGUAAUCUCGUCAAUUUGGAGGAAUUCUACCUAUUUGAUAACAAUAUUUCUUGUCAAAUACCAGAAAACAUUGGCAGGCUUCAAAACUUGAAGCAUUUUUAUGCAUCAGGUAAUAACUUGAUGGGGCAAAUACCAUCUAGUUUGGGUGAUCUAUGCAACUUGGAAGUUAUGGAUUUAUCUGGGAAUAGUAUUGGUGGACUAACAAAUCUACUUGAUGGUUUGUCUAAAUGUCCACAAGGAUCCAAGUUACAGAACUUGCGCAUGAAUGGCAAUAAGUUGAGUGGGUCAAUCCCUUCUAGUCUCGGGAAUUUAGCUCAACUGCAACACUUGGAUGUCUCAUCAAAUUCAUUACAAGGCAACAUAACUGAAGCUCACUUCUCCCAGCUCACUAAUUUACAGUAUUUGAAUACAUCUUAUAACUCCUUGAAUUAUAUUUUACCAGAUGAUUGGGUUCCUCCUUUCAGUGCUCAAAUUAUUUAUUUGAGAUAUUGUAGUUUGAAAUCUAGAUUCCCUUCCUGGAUUCGAAGACAAACAACUUUGUGGGUACUCGAUUUAUCUGGAGUUGGACUUUAUGGAAAUAUUCCAGGUUGGUUCUCAAAUUUCAUCUUGAAAAAUCCAUCUAUCGCUCUGGACAUAAGCUCAAACAAUUUGAAUGGCCAAUUACCUUCAAGUUUAUCUAAUGUCAUGGAUCUAUCAAACAACUCCUUUGAAGGAACAAUUCCAUUGAGCUACAUAAAUUUUGAAGACGUUCAAGUAUUAAAGUUGUCUACUAACGAUAUACAUGGUAGUUUGCCGGCCUUUUUUUGCAAUUUCACUAAUUUAAGGAUAUUACAACUAUCCAACAAUUUUUUAUCAGGCAAAGUUCCAAAUUGCCAUGACUCAUAUCCAAUUAGUUUGAACUCCCUGCACAUGAACAACAAUAGUUUGUCAGGACCAUUUCCUUCUUUUUUUAGAAAUUGCAAUGAAUUAGUUGGUCUUGAUCUUGGUGAGAAUAAAUUUUCUGGUACAAUACCAAAAUGGGUGGGAAGGAGCUUCCCUUUUCUAACGUUUCUUCGUUUGAGGUCAAAUUCAUUCCAUGGUGCUAUUCCGGCGGGUAUAGGAAAUCUUACUCUUCUCCAAGUUUUGGAUCUCUCGUUCAACAAACUUACUGGUAGUGUACCAUCCACUAUUGCAAAUUUUAGUUCUAUGAGUGUGAAACAAAACUACAGUAAUUACUUGUAUUUUAGUGGCAACUAUUCUGGUUUUCAUAGUAACAUGAGCUAUUUCAUCGAUGAUAAUAUUAUAAUAACUGCAAAAGGGUUAACCAUUGAAUACACUAAAGCUCUUAGUGCGGUGUCAAGCAUAGACCUAUCAAACAAUGAGCUCUAUGGUGAGAUUCCAAAAGAGAUCACGAAGCUACAUGGAUUGUGCUUCCUCAACUUAUCUAAUAACCAUUUGAUAGGAAGGAUUCCAGAAAAUAUUGGUGUUAUGAAGGAAUUAGAGUCUCUUGACUUGUCAGUGAACAAUCUCAUGGGAGAAAUUCCUUUCAGCCUAUCUGAUUUAUACUUUCUUGGCUCCUUGAAUCUCUCCUACAACAACUUGUCAGGAAAAAUCCCAACAGGAGGUCAAUUGUCAACCUUCAAUGACUCGACCUAUGUUGGCAACAAGGGCCUUUGUGGUGCGCCACUUCCAGAGUGUCCCAGUGAUGAAGCAAAUCAUUCACCAUAUCAAGAAAAAGAUGAAGAAGACGAUGAGAAGCUUGAAAGAGUUCUAUAUUAUGCCUUUAUUGUCAUGGGAUUUAUAAUUGGAUUCUGGGCAUAUAUGGGCGUAAUAUUCAUGAAAAAGUCCAUAAGGAUUACUCUCUUCCAGAUGGUGGACAAGAUGUAUGACUGGAUGUAUGUGCAACUCACACUGAAGUUUACAAAGUUGAGGUUGAAAUGGCAAAAAAAAGAGUUCAAGGACUCAAACUUUGAAGGAGUGAAGAGAGAUCGCUUCCUUAUAGUUGGUCACAUUUAG
Molecule: messenger RNA, 2739 nt
Organism: Zingiber officinale
Lineage: Eukaryota; Viridiplantae; Streptophyta; Magnoliopsida; Zingiberales; Zingiberaceae
Product: receptor-like protein EIX2
Exons: 1
Coding region: 1-2739 (912 amino acids)
Molecular function (GO): protein binding
Source: RefSeq, a predicted model, not a curated record